Molecule: messenger RNA, 675 nt
Organism: Peronospora farinosa
Lineage: Eukaryota; Oomycota; Peronosporomycetes; Peronosporales; Peronosporaceae
Source: the annotation of a GenBank genome assembly
AUGGAGGACGUGGGGCUCGACCGCAAGCUGGUUAUCAUUGGGCCCACGGAUGUGGGCAAGACAUCCAUCACUAUGCGUUACUGCCACAAUAGCUUCUCUACGCCCACAUCCGCCACUAUUGGAGCUUCGUUCCUACAGAAGCGCGUGAUCGUCGGAGACGACGUUGGCACCCGGAGGAAACUGACGCUGCAGAUCUGGGACACGGCCGGUCAGGAACGCUUUCGCUCUAUGGCGCCCAUGUAUUAUCGAAAUGCAAAGGCAGCUAUUUUGGUCUUUGAUUUACAGAGUGAAGCUAGUUUUGAGAAAAUCAAAGAGUGGCUGCAAGACCUGCAACAUCAUGUGGGUGACGAUAUCGUACUAGCAGUGGUGGGCAACAAGAGCGACGUUCCGUCCAAAUUUGACUUUUCCAAGGCCCAGCAGCUCGCCGACGAGAUCGGUGCUCUGGUGUUCCGCACGAGCGCCAAGACGGGUGAAGGAGUGCAGUCAUUGUUUGAGAGCCUAGCGGUGCAGCUGCUGAAGAAGCAUGACCAGGAGCAGCGGACACGAGGCCGCGAUGGGUCGAGAGCAGGAAGUACGGUAGGAUCGGGCUCGUACGGCUACGGAAGCCAAAGCUCCGUUAUUUUGAGUCAAGCAAACGCCUCAGGAAACAAGCCGUCCAAGGGCGGCUGCUGUUAG